Molecule: messenger RNA, 5089 nt
Organism: Cuculus canorus (common cuckoo)
Lineage: Eukaryota; Metazoa; Chordata; Aves; Cuculiformes; Cuculidae
Gene: IHO1
Product: interactor of HORMAD1 1
Exons: 7
Coding region: 1-1935 (644 amino acids)
Biological process (GO): DNA recombination; homologous chromosome pairing at meiosis; meiotic DNA double-strand break formation
Cellular component (GO): condensed nuclear chromosome
Source: RefSeq, a predicted model, not a curated record
AUGAAUUUUAACGUCUGGAACAUCAAGGAGAUGUUGAACACGCCGACAGCCACCGGGCCUAAUAAGUUUUCCAUCCGGAGCAGCGCUCCUAGCGACCACUCAAGUUUGAGUGAUUCUCAGUUGCUCUUCGGCUCCCAGUUCUGGCCGGAGAAUGUGCAGUUGGCAGUGGCACCGCUGGAGCUGGGCACGCAGCUGGGACAGCACAACUCCCAGGACAGCGAGCCCAGUAUUUUUACCAAAUACCAGACAAAACCACAGUUAUUUGACGAAGAUGCAAAAGAAAAAGGUUCAUAUAAUUUUGGUGCAGGAAGGGUGAAAAAUGUCUUGGAAAAUUUUGAAUUGAAUAAGAACAAAAUAAAGGACAAGUAUGAUCGAGAAGUUUUAAGCACCUUUCUUUCAAGUAUCAAAGACAAGCUUCAAGGGAUGCAAGCAUGCUUGGACAAGUUUGGAGAAAUGUUUGAUUCAAGAAACCAAUCCAUUUUUGAGCACCUAGAAACCAUUUCCAAGACACUGCAAGAUGCUCUUCAAAGUCACUGUGGCUCGGUGCUGAAAGCUCUGGCAGAUAAAAGCCAAAUAGAGCAGACACUGCUGGAGAUGGAGCGGAGACUUGCAGCCAAAGAUGCGGAGAUUUUGGAUGUGAAAUCCAGCGUCCAGCUGCUGAAGGAGGGUCUGGAGACGCUGCCAGCUCAGCUGAGUGAUCAGCACCUGAAGCUGUGUGAAGAACUUGGCUUCCUGAAACUCCCUGACACCUUAGCUGAGCUGCGCAAGUUCCUUUCCAGUGCCAGACCCCCCCCUCACAUGGCAGACAACUCUUCCCAGACCUCCCCUGGCCCGUGCCGGCACUGUGCUCAGGGCAAGGAUGCACACCAGCCGUGCUGCCAGGGCAGGGGGCUCUGCAGCUCCUCGGCUCAGCCUCCAUCUCCCCUCAUGGCAGUGGGGGAGCAGCAAGGAGACUCCUCCACGAGGAAUCAUGUCACCGGGAGUGGUGUACCUGACGGUGACCCGAACACAGCUUCAGGAGGAAAAGUCAGCCCCACUGCUACAGCAGCAUGUGGCAGAGAAAACACCUCUGUGCAGGAGGUGAAAUACGGUUCGGAAAUACAGAGCAGUGCAAACCAUCUUUGCCUGUGCUGCGCUAGCAGUCACUUUUCCGGGGGCAGUCAGAAAAAACACUGUCCUGUACCACAGGAGCUGCCUCUACCAACUCCACUAAGGAAGGCAGUCAGGAGAGGCACUCGAGGAUUUGGAACCAUGACACCGUCACAACAGAGACAGCCUCAGCUUUGCCACCUUUCUGUACAGAAAGCAGCAUCUGGGCGAAUAGACGAUAACCUGUCCACAGACCUUGAGGUGGAGAACGCAGCUGUAGGGAGCAAAGCAAAACAGAAGCCAACAAGGAUCCCCUGGAAUAAAGCAAUGGGGAGGAAGAAAAUGUGCCCUGCUAUGAGAAAAGGUGAGCUCUCUCGAUGUGCUGAUGGUGGGCUGAGGCAAAGGAAGGCAAAUGGGAUUAUUGAGUCGGAAAGCUCCAGAAAAAAAUCCUUUCCCAGAUACAUGGUUGCCCUCAAUUUAGGAAGCUCUAAUGUGGUUUUUCCAGCUCCCAGUCAGCAGCUCCUCAGCAGCACUCAGCCGAGGCGCACAAAGAAUUUCCCACCAGUGCCUUGUUCCAACAAAAGCCUGCAACAACUUGCAGACAGAAAGAAGAGAAGUUUGGAAAUUAAAAAAAGAGCGAAUGUUUCCAGUGCAAAAAAUAAUUUCUGGGAUUCUUCUCCCCAGGAGAAUGUACUUUCCCUGACCAGCUCAGUAGGUGAAGAUCAGUUGAGCUGCUUCAGUCUCCGAAGCCCUGCAAGCUUUAAGAAACCACAUCCUGGCAAUACCCUGGCUCAGCAGAAUAUGGCCUGUUGCUCUUUAGUUUUUGAUAGUGAUUAUUCCGACUGAGGGGGUUUGUUUCAUGUUCGGAAUCCUCAGUGCAGUCUUGGCCACCUUGGUUGCAAUUUACUCCUUUAGAUGUGUUACCUGCUCAGUCAGAGACAAGGCUCAUGCCUGGAUGUUUGAAAGUCUUUUUGCCCAGAUUGAUCAAUUGUAAAGACAGUGUUGGAUCUGAGGGGAAGCCCUCCCAUAGCUUGGGAAACCGAUGGGAUCUGUAUUACUUUACCUCCCUGCACCCAGCAGAGAUGCCGCAGGCUCCAAUUACCAUUGUAUUUCCACAGCAGAGAAGUACCUGUGGAAUCUGCCAAGACUCUCACUGGGGAGGAGAGGGCUGGCAGAGCACAGACGCGCAGCUCUAUCAGAUUUAGCAAUAAGAUCUACUUUUCAAUGUGAUAGAUGUAACAGAAUCUGUGGCCACAGGCUUUACUCUGUUUCUCACUUGUAGUCUCUAUGUUGGUUUACAUGUCUAGAAGUUCAGAUUUUCAGCUCCCUAGGCAGUAGGAACAUCGUUCUGGUCGAUUUUUAUAAGUUUCAGGUUUGUCCCAGGAGUUGUGAGAUUUGGACAGGGUCAGGUUUAGCUAAGUAAAGCCAAAUCCCAGAAUCUCAGAUUCACCAGCUAUUGCAUUUCUUCUCCUUUUAGGCUGAAAUUUUUUGGUUUCAGAAAAUUUGGGAAAUGAUUCGGUUCCUAUCUUAUUUGCCUCACAUAUCUCUUAACUAAUCAGGGAAUUCUCCAACACUCACUUUCAGUUUUUGAUCUGACACAUUACCACCAAAAGAAGCAUUUUGGUGUUGAUGAAACAAGUCUAUUGCCACAAAUCCAACUGGUCCGAGUUGCUCAUCCCAAGGGAGGAGACUGGGAUCCCUAUUUCCUGGCUUUAAUAAACUCAUUGUGUCUUCACAAAAGUCCAGCGUCUUUGCAUUGUUUUUUCAGGAGAAGCAAGAUCCUGUUUCAGCUGUUUAACUCCCCUGGAUCGUGGAACUGGGAAGAUUCAAAUUUUUUAAGCUCCUCUCUGAUGUUUGAAGAAGGAAACCUCUGCCCUGGCAGUUCAGCAUUGCUUCGGUGAUGCUAAUUAGCAAGGAGAAGGUGUGGGGAAACCCCAGAGCCUUGGGACCCCCAGCUCAGCGAAGGCACUGGGUGAUGGCAGCCGUUCAUUUUGCAUAGCCGCUUGCACUCGCCUCCCCAGCACGGCCUUUCCUGGGCAAAACCUUCUCCUCAGGGCUCCCCAUCUCUGCGGUCCAGGGUCCACAGGGACAAGAACAGGGCCCUUGUGCAGCCCUGAGCCUGAACACUCGCCUGGCUGUGCUCAGCCAGCUCGGCGGCACAUGGCUGAGCUUGGAGGGACCUCUGGAGGUGUUUGCAAGCCCCUGUGCCGAGCCAGAGCAGGCCCUGGCUUUCCUGCACCCCAAGGAAGGAACACUCGUGCCAUGGGGAGCAAUGCAGGGCUGCCCCAGGGACCCCGCAGCCCAAACAUGACAGCACACAGUGAAGUCCCAAACAAAAUACCCAGACCAAGGGGGUGUAAAGGCAACAGCAGCCAGCGAUGCUUCCCCCACGCCUACCACCUCCUCAGGAGAGCAGUGCAAACCCCAAGGUGCCACCCCAGCCCCUGCAGCCUUGCCCCAUGUCUGCUCCUGCUCAGGGUCUCCCCCAGGGCUUCUGCUGCCAGCAAGAAAAUUUGUCCCAAUAUGGCCAUGAUGAUGGCAACUCCUCUCCCAGCCUUGUCUGACAAAAAUGGAAGUGUGCAAGCUGCCGGCCCUGCUGUGGGGCCUAAGGCUGGCAUCCAGAGCUGGGAGCCACCACACUCUUGGGGGACACAGCAGCCUUCCCACAGGCACUACAUUUGCACCCCAGGGGAGCGGGUCCCGCCCCCAUCCCGUACGCCCAGCUUACACGGCUCUGAGCUCACUGUCUGGGGCUCCUUGCUGGAGCUCCUUGCGGUACCCUGUGCAUGUGUUUUCUCCAGGCCUUUGCCACCACGGGGCUGUUGGGGAUUUGUGGGUCUUGCCCUGCCUUUCACCAAAGCUCCCUGGGGAAGAUGACGGGGAUGCUCCCCCGAGCAGCACAGCCAUGAGGGACCAUGGAGGGCACAGGAUGGUAUCAUAAAACGUGCACAGUAGUCAUGAAGGAGCAAAACUGGGCUCCGAGCUGUUCAUGGGCGUGUAAUUGGGGCAGUUUUCUCCUAAACUGGGGUUUUGUCCUGCUUCCCUGGGGAGACCCUAGGAGAAGGCAGAGGGCAGUGGCCAAAAGCCAGUGAAACCCAGGCUGCUGUGGGCACAGGGGUGUGAAAAAGCAGGUCACAUCCUUGCCCAGAGUCCCCAGCUGCGCAGGCAGCCACCGUGGUGGCACGGAGCGGGACUUGGAGCAGGACUCUCAUCUUUUCAUCUGCCGGUGAGUCACUCGGCAGAGGAGGAAACCGCUGACGGCACUGGGGAUGCGGAGGUGGCUGCUGCACCCGUGCCUCGUGCUCAAGGCACCCCAACGACUGCGGUGCACGGGGCUGCCUCCCCACAGCCCACCGCACGCCCGGCACCGCGGCUGCCCCGUCUCCAGGGUGAGACCAGCGGAGAUGCCUGGCGCUGGCAGUGCCCGGUGCGGUGCAGGCUCGCCAGCUGACUUCCCGGCCUGUGCCGCUGCCUGGCGCUCCCUCCACAUGGCCUCCCCAGUGCUAAUCCCCAGAUUAGCUGCCUGCCCUGCAUGCUUUGUGGGGGUCAGCACACCGGCACUGCCCAAAUUCCAUGGCCCCUGCGCUCUCCCGCAGGCCCUGGCCCGGCUGCCCAUGCCCAGCCCAGCAGCAUGCCCGUGUGCCCGCGGUGAGCCCAGCCCAGGGAUGGCAGGGAGCAGGACGGGGACACUGCUGCCAGCACAGUGCUGCCGUGGGGACCUGAGGUGCCACAUGUCCCCCUGGCCUGGGCAAGAGGAGAGCAACAGGGACAGGGGGUUGACAGAGCUGCAGAGGCUCAGGGUACAGCCUGAGGGAGCCGGGGUGCGGGCAGGGAGUCGGGGUGCAGGGAGCUGGGGUGCAGGCAGGGGGAUGGAGUGCAGGCAGGGAGCUGGGUGCAGGCAGGAGAUGGGGUGCAGGCAGAAAUCCAAGGUGCAGGCAGGAGAUGGGAUACAGGCAAGGAGUCAGGGUGCAGGCAGGGAGAUGGGGUGCAGGCAGGGAGA